Ostreococcus lucimarinus CCE9901 is the source of this 2786-nucleotide messenger RNA. RefSeq lists its product with no specific name. Lineage: Eukaryota; Viridiplantae; Chlorophyta; Mamiellophyceae; Mamiellales; Bathycoccaceae. Bases 163 to 2775 code for a protein of 870 amino acids. The transcript has a single exon. The record is from RefSeq and is a predicted model, not a curated record.
CGCGCGUCGACGCGCGUCGACGGCGCGACGCGAGGCGAGGCGAACGCGAUCGUCGAGGCCGCGCGCGUCGACGCGCGCGUCGCGAGCGUCGGCGCGGCGUCGCGCGACGCGGCGAGGGACGUCGCGAGCGUUGGGUGUUACGCGCGCGCGAGCGGCGACGCGAUGACGCGCGAGGGCGACGACGGCGCGGCGGCGUGGCCGCGACCGAGCGCGACGUUGGUCGCGGUGGGAUGCGCGGCGCUGGCGCUGGCGUGCCUGGGCGACGGGACGAGGGUGGCGACGAGCGGAUUGCUGGGAGGGGCGUCGACGACGGCGCGCGGCGACGCGGGACGGGAGCGCGUGCUCGACGACGUGCCGUUCGAGGAUGAUCACGUGCGACUGGUGGUGCCGAGAGUGGAGCGAGAUAUCGCGGCGGAGGAACUGCGGGGGGAGGUGUCGUGGACGCGAGCGGCGACGACGGGGGUGUUCGACGCGAGGGCGAACGGCGGCGCGAGCGCGACCAACGGAACGGAGUAUCGUCCCGUGGCGACGUACGCCGCGCUCGGGCGCCGACGGCAUCACGGCAGAAAACAUCAUCGAUACGAUGAUGACGAGGAAGAACUGGCGUACGAGACGAAAGGGGACGAUUUCGAGCUUCCCGAGUUGUCCUCGGUCGAGCCCAAGGAUUCGAAAAAGAAGGAGACGGAGACGUUCGGCGGCGAGCUCACCGCGAGUGAGGUCGAGUCCAUCUUGGACAAGCUCCGAGCGCAGUCGCAAGCUUUAGAAACGGGAUCAGACGCGACGAGUAGUUUAGGGGCAAAAGAAGCGUCGACGCCCGGCGAGCAGAUUGACGAGCUCGAGAAGACGCUUGCGCGGGGCUCGUCUAAUGCCGCGAACGAGAUUAAGACUAAGAAGAGCUCGCUCUUGAGCUCGAUCGAAGAAACGUCGAAAGAUUUGGUUGAAGAGUUAGAUUCGGUACCGGCACAAACGUACAAGCUCACGUUUCCGUCGCCCAAAGCUCCGUCGAAAGAUGACAAGGCGCGCGACGAGACGUCCACCGCUGACGCGGAUGCGCAACCUGAAGCAAACUCUGAAAUUUCGAGACAGAUUUCGAGCAUGGCAAAGGGCGAAUCGGAUGCUGGAGAUGCCGCGUUCCUCAAAUCGUUGAUCGAAGAUCCGGAAACAUCGGAGUUGAUGUCGGAAUCGAUGUCUUUAUCGUCGGCCCAGCCUACGUCGAAAGCGCCGACGCCGUCGAACACGCCGCUAACGCCGUCGCCGGCGACGGAUGCGACGGUUUUGGGUGAUAAUGGGACGACGACCUCGCCUGUUGACAUACCGACCAAGCCAGCCAUUCUGCCAGACGUUGUGCGCGCGACUGGCGACGUUGCUAAGAAUACGACAACGUACGACGACGCGUCAGAUGGAAGCUCCCACGAAGAUUUGGAGUACGGCGAAGGCUCUGAAGUCGCGCCGAACUCAAAACACGACGACGCAGAAUCGAAAUUGACAGAAACGGCGCAGACGGGAGAACCUGCGAUCGAGUACAAGAAGAAAAUCGAUACGACAAACGACAUAAACCUAUACGAGAACGCGUUGCGAGGCGAGGCGCACCCUGAGCGAUCUUGGGCACAGAAGGGUCUGAAACCCGCGGACGAGAGCGUUCUGACGGAAGAAAACAUCAAGCAGAACGAAUUAGCGGAAGACCAGUCGCUCACAGUUGAUUUUCUCAAUCGUUUCCCGGUACAAUUGCCUAAAUCGGAGCGAGAGACACAAAAUUGGAGGCGUUAUCAAAAAUUGCGAACGCGCGCCGGCGCGAAGUCGGCGGAGGAGCAGUCGGAAGAGGACCGAGAAACGGUGGAGAGAGUCACCGCCGCCGCGGUUGAGCUCGUUCGCGCGGAAAAGAAGGGCGAAGAUGACCGUAAAGAAAAAUCGUGGAGAGAUGUGGUGUUUUCUCUGUACUUCAUGGGCCCGCUUGGUUUCGUAGCAUUCGUCAGCGUGUUUUACGCCGUCGUCGUGCUCGUGGUGAGGAAAAGUAAAAAGUCGCCCUCGAAGACCGGUACCGAUCCCGAUGACGACGAGGCUUUUGAUAAGUUUCUUCGCGACGUGACUGUGACAAAGUCAAAGACUCACACGAGACGAGAGAGCGACGGUGGAUUGGCGUCCUUCCUGGGCUUUGUCAAGAAGCGAGUCGACGACGUGGAUGAGUUUGCAAAGUACGCUAGCGCUCGAUUACAGCGUACCGUGGACGAAGAUGGUGAGGAUGAUGUCGACGAAGAAAAGGUGUGGCAUCAAUCCACGGUAAGCGCAUCGGGUUUGGAAUCGACCUCCAUCUCUGGAACCUCGACGCCACGCGCGUCGACGUCGGCGUCGUCGCCGAAUCGAGUCAAUCACGAUCCCGAUCGCGUCUUGGAUAAAGCGGUGGUGAAUCGAAGUUUGCAGUCGAUUCGUACGCGUGAGCUUUCAUCGCCCGAACGCAUACGAAACGUGCGCUCGCGUGCGGGGACGGCGGAUCCGUCGCCGGCGACGACUCCUCGCGAAACAUCGUAUCUAACGCAACAAACCAUCGAUAGACUCGAGCCGGAACGACCGAAGCAACGGCAGCCGCAGUCGGAUCAGGAACCACCGCAACGUGAACAGCGUGAGCGGCAAUCGUCGCGAGCGAAGGCGAACAAACCGUCACCGCAAGUGUAUCGCUCGCUCUUCCCUAGGGAACAAACCGAGCCGCCUCCCGCGCCGCCGCGCCGCCCCGGAGACGCGCCGCAAAUAGUGCGUUCGAUGACGACUAAAUUCUACUAGAUUAGAUUACG